Messenger RNA from Episyrphus balteatus (marmalade hoverfly), 1262 nucleotides. RefSeq names its product transcription elongation factor S-II (gene TfIIS). The coding region runs from base 18 to 953 and encodes 311 amino acids. Gene Ontology annotation, biological process: transcription elongation by RNA polymerase II; DNA-templated transcription. The record is from RefSeq and is a predicted model, not a curated record. Gene Ontology annotation, molecular function: nucleic acid binding; zinc ion binding. Gene Ontology annotation, cellular component: nucleus. The transcript has 3 exons. NCBI's taxonomy places the organism in Eukaryota, Metazoa, Arthropoda, Insecta, Diptera, Syrphidae.
UCAUAAACAAUUUCAAAAUGAGCGUCGAAGAGGAAGUAUUUAAAAUUCAAAAGAAAAUGAGUAAAAUCACAUCCAAUGAUGAGGGUUCGGGGCAAGAACAGGCUUUGGAUUUGUUAAAAGCCCUACAACAACUCAGUAUCAAUUUGGAAAUCCUAACAAAAACUCGUAUCGGUAUGACAGUGAACGAAUUACGUAAAAGUAGCAAGGACGAAGAAGUAAUCAGCCUCGCAAAGACUUUAAUCAAAAACUGGAAACGCUUUUUAGCCAAUACCACAUCAUCGAAAGACUCCAACUCAAAUUCAAACAGCAAAUCCUCAUCAAAAUCAUCGUCAAGCAAUAGCGCAGGAAGCUCUAGCAGCAGCAAAAAGAAUGACAAAAAGAAAGAGGAACCCAAAAAGACCGAAGUGGAAAAACCCAAAGUGUCGCAGUCUACAUUCCCAACUUCGUCGGGAACUAUGACCGAUGCGGUGCGACUAAAGUGCAGAGAAAUGCUUGCAAAUGCUUUAAAAGUCGACCCUACCCCCGAGGGUUGUUGCGAACCAGAAGAACUCGCCGAAGAGCUGGAAGAAGCCAUCCAUGCCGAGUUCCGGAAUACCGACAUGAAGUACAAGAACCGUGUCAGGUCUCGUGUGGCCAAUUUGAAAGACGCCAAAAAUCCCACCUUACGUAGUAAUUUCUUGUGUGGAGCUGUCACGGCUCAGCAACUUGCCAAAAUGACGCCCGAAGAGAUGGCCAGUGACGAGAUGAAAAAGAUCCGUGAGAAAUUUGUUAAAGAGGCAAUCCACGAUGCUCAAUUGGCAACAGUGCAAGGCACAAAGACAGAUCUACUCAAGUGUGGCAAAUGCAAGAAGCGCAAUUGUACAUAUAACCAAUUGCAGACGAGAAGUGCUGAUGAACCUAUGACGACAUUUGUCAUGUGCAACGAGUGCGGCAACCGAUGGAAGUUUUGUUAAUUUUUUUUUUCCCAAACAAAAAAAUAUUUAACAAAAAUCCUCAUUUGACUUAUAUUGACACUCACUGCUGUUUUCUAUUUAAAAUUUAAGUUAGCAGUACGCUCAGGUUCUUGAAAAAAAAAAAAAUUAGGAAGAAAAUCAAUCAAGUUAAUUGGUUAACAUCAGUGUAUAAUAAUAUUGUUUUAUGCACUGAAUCUCAAGUACUACCUUCACAAACGAAAUGAAACAUUUUAAUUUAAAUUAAAAAAAGUCGAUAAAAAAAGAAUUUUGAAAAAAUAAUAAACAAAUAAGCUGAGUAUAUAACUGAAA